Messenger RNA from Penicillium cinerascens, 1467 nucleotides. RefSeq lists its product as uncharacterized. NCBI's taxonomy places the organism in Eukaryota, Fungi, Ascomycota, Eurotiomycetes, Eurotiales, Aspergillaceae. Bases 1 to 1467 code for a protein of 488 amino acids. The transcript is spliced from 4 exons. The record is from RefSeq and is a predicted model, not a curated record.
AUGGAUCUCCGAUCGGGUCUUCCUGACAGGCACGUCAAAACCCGGAUCUUGAAGCCCAUCCUUCGCGCCUAUGCCCUGGGAUAUCUAUCUGCUGUCACCCCCAAGCUCGUCACCUACGCGCGACGGCUUGCAAGCAGAGACUUGUCUCCCAAACAGAAGCUUCGAGAGUUGGCUCAGGUUCUAGCCGGGCCUCUGCGCAUCAACAGCUUCCCGACUUUUUGUGCCGCUCUGGUCGGUGGUUCAAAUUUGCUUCCGGUACUGUUGUAUCGGAUAUUCACAUCCAUUGCUGCCGGUCCUUCCAAAGGUGACAUCCGGAUAUCCCAGACUGUCCGCCGUCUGAUUCGAUUCGCCUCUGCCUUUGUCUCUGCAUGGUUUAGUUUCGAGCUUUUGAACAAAAAACGUCUUCUCUCGUGGGACAAUGUCCGGUCCAAAAGGGCCUCCUCAGAUCAAGAACCCAGCAAAGAUGCCGUAGCCAAUCCGCUUGACCAUCCCCGUCCCGAGUUGGUCGGGAGGACGAUGGAUCUGACGCUUUUUACAGUCACAAGAGCAGUGGACGUGAUAGCAUGUCUAGCGUGGAAUCGCUGGUACCGCCGGCGCAAGGCUCAGAAUCGCUGGACUCUCGCCGAGUCCCUAGCUCCAGGUCUGGCAGAUGCAGGGGUUUUUGCAAUGAGCGCGGCCGUGGUCAUGUGGGCGUGGUUCUAUGAGCCGGAGAGAUUGCCCGGAACGUACGAGAAAUGGAUUGGGGAGGUAGCCAAGGUGGACUCGCGUUUAAUCGAGGCCCUCCGCCGGGCUCGCCGAGGGGUUUUUGUAUACGGAAAAGAUACAGGCCAAGCACCCCUUCUCGAAUCCAUGUGCAGAGACUACGACUGGCCCGAGGAAUGGGGGGAUCCCGCCAAAACAGUGCCCAUUCCAUGCGAGAUGGUACACAUGGGCUGCGGCCCCAAUUGCGAGAUACACGCGCUGUAUCGCUUUGCCAGGACUUUCAAGUUUGCUUGUGCAACCUACAUCCCACUACAGAUGGUCCUGCACCUACGAGGGAUGAAUAGUCCGGCUGCUCUUGGCCGCGCAAUCUCUGAAGGUGCCCAAUCAUCUGCCUUCCUUGCCUCAUUUGUGAGCCUGUUCUACUACGCCGUUUGUCUCUCUCGAACGCGCCUGGGCCCCCGGAUCUUCGACCAGAAGACGGUCACUCCGCUGAUGUGGGAUUCCGGACUCUGCGUCGGAGCGGGAUGUCUCAUGUGUGGGUGGAGUGUAUUGGCCGAGAAAGCGCGGAAGAGACAGGAGUUGGCGCUUUUUGUGGCACCCCGCGCUGCGGCCACGAUAUUGCCACGAUUGUAUGAUGCAAAGUAUCAAUACCGCGAGCGUAUCGCCUUCGCUGUCAGCGCCGCCGUUCUUCUCACUUGCCUUCGGGAAAAUCCCAAGUUGAUCCGAGGUGUUUUUGGCCGCAUCACCAACAGUGUGUUGAAUUAG